This is a messenger RNA of Oncorhynchus kisutch (coho salmon), 8287 nucleotides long. RefSeq names its product aggrecan core protein. The record is from RefSeq and is a predicted model, not a curated record. Gene Ontology annotation, molecular function: calcium ion binding; hyaluronic acid binding. Gene Ontology annotation, cellular component: synapse; perineuronal net. Lineage: Eukaryota; Metazoa; Chordata; Actinopteri; Salmoniformes; Salmonidae. Gene Ontology annotation, biological process: skeletal system development; glial cell differentiation; cell adhesion. The transcript is spliced from 20 exons. Bases 237 to 5672 code for a protein of 1811 amino acids.
GCUCUCCACACUCGCGCGGCCCAUCGUCCUCUACCGCUCGUGGACUGUCACUUGGAUUUUAAACUGAUACACGCGACCAUCAACGGGACAAGAAACAUUUACGACAGAAAACUCACUGAGAAUAAACGUUCCUCGAAGAAAUAAGUAUUCCAGAAUAAUUGACCUUUUCUGCAGGUGCAGUUUUUAUCUUUGAGCUGACGGAUCGCGGAGAGAGUCUGCAUUUCUACAGGUAAACUAUGACCAGGUGGAUUGUAUUACUUUGUGUUUGUCUGUCCGUCACCUCGGAAACAUUCAACAAUUAUCAGCAAAUCAGCAGCUAUGAGGAGCACUCCUUUCUGGACCCUGAGGACACACUGAGUGUGAGCAUCCCCCUGGAGCUGCCUCAGCGCCCUCUACUGGGCAGCACCUUGGUACUACCCUGUUACUUCCAGGACCACACCGUCCACGACCCCGGCGCCCCCACCAUUGCCCCCCUGUCCCACCGCAUCAAAUGGAGCCGCAUCACCAAGGAGCGUGUCUCUGUCAUCCUGGUGGCCAUGGACGGAGAGGUCAAGGUGGAGGAGGACUAUCUGGACCGGGUCCACAUGGUGGGCUACCCCCAGACCCCCACUGACGCCAGCAUCAAGAUCACAGAGUUGAGGUCCAACGACACCGGCACCUACCGAUGUGAGGUCCAGCACGGCAUCGAGGACAACCAUGACACUGUGGACGUCCUGGUUCAAGGUAUCGUGUUUCACUACCGGGCCAUCACGACACGCUACACUCUGACCUUUGAGAAGGCCAAGGCAGCCUGUAUCCAGAACAGUGCUGUGAUCGCGACCCCAGAGCAGCUCCAGGCCGCGUACGAUGACGGCUUCCACCAGUGUGAUGCCGGCUGGCUCUCUGACCAGACAGUCAGGUACCCAAUCCAUGAUCCACGUGAGAAUUGCUAUGGCGACAAAGACGAGUUCCCCGGGGUGCGAACCUACGGAGUGAGAGAUGUCAACGAGACUUACGACGUGUACUGUUUUGCCGAGAAGAUGACAGGCAGUGUGUUCUACUCUGGCUCUGUGGCUAAGUUCACCUACUCUGAGGCUGAGGAACAGUGUAGUAAGCAGGGGGCCCUGUUGGCCACCACUGGACAGCUGUACCUGGCCUGGCAGGCUGGUCUGGAUGUGUGCAAUGCAGGCUGGCUAGGAGACAGGAGCGUCCGCUACCCCAUCAAUGUCCGGAGGCCGCAGUGCGGAGGGGGUCUGCUGGGGGUACGGACCGUGUACCUCCACGUCAACCAGACGGGGUACCCCCUCCCCGAAUCCCGCUAUGAUGCCUACUGCUACACAGAAACGGACGAGGAGGGCUCAGGCAUGGUGGUGCCCAUCGAGGCGGGCAGCGGCGUGCUGAGCGUUGCCACGGUGACCCAGGGUCCUCCCGAGGUGUUCUUCAGGAACAUGACCACAGAGAGCGAGGCGCUGGGCGAGGACCUGGCCACCCAGAAACCCACUAGUGUGGACUUCACCUUCGGCACUGAUUUGCCCCUGCCACAGCCGCCCAGUGUCACCGAGCUGCCACAGCCGCCCAGUGUCACCGAGCUGUCCCUACCACAGCUGCCCAGUGUCACCGAGCUGCCCCUACCACAGCUGCCCAGUGUCACCGAGCUGCCCCUACCACAGCCGCCCAGUGUCACCGAGCUGCCCCUGCCACAGCCGCCCAGUGUCACCGAGCUGCCACAGCCGCCCAGUGUCACCGAGCUGCCCCUACCACAGCUGCCCAGUGUCACCGAGCUGCCCCUACCACAGCCGCCCAGUGUGACAGAGUUGGUUGUGGAUGUGGUGGGGAGAGUAACGGCCAGGCCGGAUGUGGGGAGUCAGAUCGGCGAAGUGAGCAGAUCAGGAUAUUUAUUUUCUGCUACAGGCGUGGUGUUUCACUACCGUGCUGGAUCUAGUCGCUAUGCCUUCACCUUCGUGGAGGCCCAGCUGGCCUGUCAGAGUGUUGGAGCCUCCAUCGCCACCCCAGAGCAGCUCCAGGCUGCCUAUGAGGCCGGCUACAACCAGUGUGAUGCAGGCUGGCUUCUGGAUCAGACCGUCAGGUAUCCCAUCGUGUCUCCUCUGGAGAAGUGCUCUGGGGAUCUGGAGACUUUACCAGGAGUGAGGACCUAUGGACUGAGGCCCGCUGACGAACACUACGAUGUGUACUGCUACGUGGACAGACUCAGGGGUGAUGUGUUCCAUGCUGGCUCUAGUGAGGGCUUCACCUAUGACGGUGCUCUGGCUCACUGUCAGGAGCUGAACGCUACCCUGGCCUCUACUGGCCAGCUCUACGCCGCCUGGAGACAAGGCUUGGAUAAGUGCCGCGCAGGUUGGCUAAUCGACCGGAGUGUCCGGUACCCCAUCACCAACCCCCGGGCGGCGUGUGGUGCAGAGAAGGCAGGGGUGUACACAGUAUACACCCACAACAACCAGACGGGAUACCCAGACCUGUAUUCCAGAUAUGACGCCUACUGCUUCAAAGUGGACAUCUUGUUUGUCGCCAAUGAAACUGGAUUGAACAUCACAGAGAUAGAAGAGGCUUUGGUUAACCUCACAUCCAUCACUGAUUUGCUGAGGCCUGUCCUGCCUUCCAUCACUCCUCCCAUCUCUGUGGAGUCCUCAGGCUCUGGUUCCGGGGCCUCUGGGGCGAGUGGAUCCUCCGGAGAUCUCUCUGGUGAUCACUCCGGUGAACUGCCUCAUUCCGGGGAUCUGUCCGGGUCAGGUGAUCUUUCAGGCAGCGGAAGUGCAGAGAUUCCCAGCGGAUCAUCUGGUCUGAGUAGUGGAGAUGCGUCCGGCUCGGGGCUGAGUGGAGACGGAUCGGGAAUAACGGUCACUUCAGGGAGGGGCAGUGUUUUAUCCGGUUUGGGCUCUGGGGAUCCUCAGGAGGCUGGAGAGGGAAUAAUGGUCACCUUCUCUUCAGGGAGUGGCAGUGUUUUAUCCGGUUUGGGCUCUGGGGGUCCUCAGGAGGCUGGAGAGGGAAUAACGGUCACCUUCUCUUCAGGGAGUGGCAGCGUUUUAUCCGGUUUGGGCUCUGGGGGUCCACAGGAGGCUGGAGAGGGAAUCACUGGGAUCCUCACCUUCCCCACGGAAAUGGGAUUGGGAAUGUUCAGUGGCAGUGGGUUCCUGUCGGGAUCGGGAAGUGGCUCCGGUGUCAGUUCUGAGGAGAGCGGCUCUUCAUCUGACAGCUCCAGCAGCUCUGGGGAAAGUGGGGAGUUGUCUGGAAUGUCGUCCGGCUCCAGCUCUAGUUCCAGUGAGGAGUUUUCCGGAUUUCCCUCAGGAUUCUUUCCCUCAGGAGGCUCCAGUGGUCAUUCGGGAGAGGAGUCGGGAAGCGGAGACACUCAGGUCCUGCUGAUCGAUGGUAAACUGGUGGAGGUUUCCACCUCUCACACACACAAAGAGAAGGAGCUGGGUGGAGGGGGCCUGGAAUUCAGCGGCUCCGGAUCUGGCAGCAGUGGCUCAGGGUUCUUCCCGAGUGUGACCUUCUUGGGGUCAGGGUUUACUGACCUCACAGGGUCAGCCUCAGGGGAACAGGAGGCCUCGGGGUCUCUCCACUACAGCUCCAGAAGUGGUGAUAACAGCGGUUCGGACUCGGGCAGCAGUGGCUCAGGGUCCUUCCCCGGUGUGACCUUCUUGGGGUCAGGGUUUACCGACCUCACAGAGUCAGCCUCAGGAGAACAGGAGGCCUCGGGGUCUCUCCACUACAGCUCCGGAAGUGGUGAUAUCAGCGGUUCGGCCUCGGGCAGCAGCGGCUCAGGGUUCUUCCCGGGUGUGACCUUCUUGGGGUCAGGGUUUACUGACCUUACGGGGUCAGCCUCAGGGGAACAGGAGGCCUCGGGGUCUCUCCACUACGGCUCCAGAAGUGGUGAUAACAGCGGUUCGGACUCGGGCAGCAGCGGCUCAGGGUCCUUCCCGGGUGUGACCUUCUUGGGCUCAGGGUUUACUGACCUCACAGGGUCAGCCUCAGGGGAACAGGAGGCCUCGGGGUCUCUCCACUACGGCUCCAGAAGUGGUGAUAACAGCGGUUCGGACUCGGGCAGCAGUGGCUCAGGGUCCUUCCCAGGUGUGACCUUCUUGGGGUCAGGGUUUACUGACCUCACAGGGUCAGCCUCAGGAGAACAGGAGGCCUCGGGGUCUCUCCACUACAGCUCCGGAAGUGGUGAUAUCAGCGGUUCGGCCUCGGGCAGCAGCGGCUCAGGGUUCUUCCCGGGUGUGACCUUCUUGGGGUCAGGGUUUACUGACCUCACAGGGUCAGCCUCAGGAGAACAGGAGGCCUCGGGGUCUCUCCACUACGGAUACGGAGCGGGAAGAGGUGGAUACGCAUCAGGGUUCGGAACGUCGGGCUUCCUAUCCGGGGACAUGUCUGGAAUCUCCAGAUCCUCCACCAGCGAUGAGGAGGACAGCGCUGUCACCUUCCUGACUAAUGACUUCAUGACAGAGGUUUCCAAGGCGACCACGGUUUCCAUGGAGCUGGGGGCUGGGCCAGUGCAGUUCAGCGGGCAGGGAAGUGGGUCCCACACAUGGAGCGGUGCUGACCACCCAACCCAGGCCAGCGGUGUCUCAUCUGGGGCACACUCUGGAGAUCUGCUCCCUGUGGUGCUGUCCUCUCCGCCCAGCAACAGGGAGCUUAUGGAGGGCACAGAAGGGCCAGAGGAGGCCAUGGCUGAGCUGGGGGAGACCACCAGCGAGUUUUACGUGACCUUUGCCCCUGACCUUGCUCCUGCCGGAUUGGCUGCCCCAGCCAUCUCCCUGCAGACCCCUGCCGUCAUGGAGAAGCCAUCCUCAGAGGAGGGUAUCCCUAACCCAUGUGACCCUAACCCGUGUGGUGCUGGGUCAUGCUCAGUGGAGGAUGGUGUUGGGUUGUGCCAGUGUCCGCCCGGGAAAGUGGGAGAAGGGUGCCAGUAUGAGGUUGAUGUGUGCCAUUCCAACCCUUGUGCCAAUGGAGCCACCUGUGUGGAAAAUGCAGACUCUUACAAAUGCUUAUGCCUGCCCAGCUACGGAGGGGACCGCUGCGAGAUUGACGAGCAGGAUUGUGAGGAGGGGUGGACUAAGUUUCAGGGCAACUGUUACCUGCACUUCCCCGAGAGAGAGACCUGGCUGCAGGCCGAGCAGCGCUGCCGAGACCUCAGCGCUCACCUGGUCAGCAUCAUCACCCCAGAGGAACAGCACUUUGUCAACUCCAACGGCCAGGACUACCAGUGGAUUGGACUCAAUGACAAGACAGUGGAGAAUGACUUCCGCUGGAUAGACGGCACACCACUGCAAUUUGAGAACUGGCGGCCGAACCAGCCGGAUAACUACUUUAACUCUGGAGAAGACUGUGUGGUGAUGAUCUGGCAUGAGAACGGCCAAUGGAACGACGUUCCCUGCAACUACCACCUGCCCUUCACCUGCAAGACUGGCCCAGUCUACUGUGGCGCACCGCCAGAGGUGGAGAAUGCCAAGAUGUUCGGCAGCAGGCGGGAGCAGUAUACUGUGGGGUCCAUCAUCCGCUACCAUUGUAACCCAGGCCUCCUACAGCGCCACCUGCCUGUGGUGCGCUGCAUGGCAGACGGACAGUGGGAGAAGCCACAGGUGGAAUGCCUGGGCGCAGUGCCCUCCCCCAGUAACAGAAUACAGCGCAGAUCGAUCAGAAGGCGAGGAGAAUCAACCAGCAGCAAACGUCACUAAGCAGGGAAGACUAAGGGAGAUCUCUUGAAGAUAAUUAUUUUAUAAGAACAUUUACAGAACACAGAAGCCAUUUUCUAACUUACUAACGAGGUUUGAAUGUUUGAAGUACCCACCUUGUACAUAAGACCAAAUCAACUUUGAGCAGUAACAUUGUCUUUUCAGUUUGUCACUCUCUGACUAUUUAAAAAAAUAUAUAAAUUAAGCCAUUAUGUAAUUGUAUGUUUUUGUCAUUCUUGUCCCAAAAUAAUGACAUGUUUUCAUUAUAUAUAAGAGUUGUUUAUUGUUUGGAGUUUUAUUGUUAUUAUUCAUAUACUUUUUGGUUUUGGUGGAUUGUGAUGCCGUCGAUAAGAUUCACCUUUUACUGCAGUGGGCUAAAUCAGGGUCACAUAAAUCUACUUUGAAACAAAAGUAUACACCUCACACACAUGGUUAUGGGCUUAAAAUAAAUAAGACACCUGCACCAUGUCACAUAUAGAGUUGAAAUGUAUUACAUUUUGAGUUUGCAUCCCAUUAUUACACUUUAUAUACAUUACAGAAAACUGAAAUAUAACAAAACCGUUUGACAUAGAAAAAACAGAUUUGUUCAAAAUAAUGCUUAUAAUUAUGAAAUUAUGAAAAAUAUGAAUAACAUUCCACCCAUGAGGCCACUAGGUCAUUUGACUGCAGGAAAAGGCUAUGGGAGGGGAUAAUAAGGGAGAUAUUAUUUAUUUCAUCUCUAAGUCAUAAAGAGAAAGCUAGCGAAGCCGACACAGCAGGCUACUGUGUCCGUCUGUAUUUCAAACCUACAUCAUUUGUUUAGAGCAGAAGGGAGACAGAGUGCCUGAUGUGAAUAAUACACAGCAAUGCUAGAAUCUCUGCCUGCCACACUGGAGAGGCAACAUCAUGCAAUCUACUGAGGCUGCCCUAAAAUAAGAGAGUGAAAGAGGACUCAACUUCUCAAAUAAGAGAGAGAGGACUCAACUUCUCAAAUAAGAGAGAGAGGACUCAACUUCUCAAAUAAGAGAGAGAGGACUCAACUUCUCAAAUAAGAGAGAGAGGACUCAACUUCUCUCUCAGGUUCAGUAGUGACACGGAAUAAUAAAAAAACAACAGGCUUGGGGUUCAAUUCCAUUUAAAUUUCAGUCAGUUAAUUCAUUGAAGUUCACUGUAUUUAUUUCCUGAGGGGAUUGGAAUUGAAUCUGAAUUUUGGUUUGUCAACAAUGUUGUUGGCCUAAACAGGACCAAACGGAUGAAUGUCAUUGGUCAGUUUGACACUUUCAUCGUCUCACACAAGGCUGUGCAGUGCAUAGCAACUCCAUGGGACCAGUUUUAUUAACAACAGCAGUAGCUUUCAGAUCAAAUGUUUCUCUUCAUUGUCUGUUUUGUUUCACAGAAAAACCUCAGCGGACACAUUUAUUUCAACUCCAGAUCCAUCGCCAUUUUAAUCGCUUGUAGUCCUUCAGUUUUGUAUUGAAUGCAUAGCCUGCUGUUAUAUCUGAUGAAGAUAUAGAUGCUUCAUUCAUUGUUUCUGUUUACAGGAGGCUGUGCCUCCUCCUUCAACACACCGUCAUAUGUCUUGCUGGGCAAAAGCUUCACCUGCAAUCAUAAACCAUAUACCAAUCAAAGAGAUGACGGAGAGGUUCCACAAAGAACAGGCUUAAAGCAAUUCUAUACCUGGAACUUCCGAUGACAGAAGUGUCAUUUAAAGCUACACACACCAUUAUGUUUUACUGUACCCCUGCAGGGCUGAACGUAUUAAGAGCUUUUAGAAGAUAAUAACACAAUAACCAGGUCUAGUGUAUAGAAUAAAAAGGACAUAAAUGCCUCCUGGCAUUGCUGAGGGAUGAUUGUCUCCAAAGCAGCUGAAGCAACUUGACAAAGGGGCGUAGAGCAGUGUUUAGCAACCUUUUACUACCAGUGAUUGGCAAACUAUGACCCCUUGACAACUAACCGUCUGAGGGACCUGUCAGUAACAUCCCUGGGAAAGGUGCCGGUCCACGGACCAGAGGUUGAGAAACACUGGUGUAGAGCACUCCUGCAACUCCCCCGACCCUGCCAUCUGUUUAGGGUUGUGUACUGUAGGCACAAAACAGGAGCAAAAUGUUCUGAAAUGGAGCACGGGAUCAGUUACCUGAACACUUCUCCUGUUUUCUUCUGUUUCCCACUAGGCACUAACUGGUUGAAUCAACGUUGUUUCCAUGUCAUUUUAACAGCAAAGAUCUAUGUGAUGACAUUGAAUCAAUGUGGAAAACUGAUUGGAUUUGCAAAAAGUGAUCAAUGUAAAGGAUUUCGGGUAUAAUUGUCUUUUUUUCACCUAACUUUUAUCCUAAAUCCAAUGAGAAGGUUAGCAUGUUUGUUGAUUUUACUUUGAGUUCAUGUUAGUUGACAGUCAAAACUAGAUGUUGAACUGACGUCUGUGUCCAGUGGGUUGUGUGAGAGCGACUGACCCUGUGCAUGAACAGGCCCAAUAACCCACACGCUGAGAACAUCAUGAGUAGAGGUGUAGAGGUUCUAGUCUUAUGGAGCUGGACAGAAUGUACCCAAAUGUGCCUGAAAUGAACUGUUUGUCUUCCAAUGUCUGUAUUCAACAUUUGUUCCAAAACAUGCCAAAUAAAGAUACUUUACUUGUUACUUUC